AGUCAGGUAGGACUCGCCCCGCCCUGUGAGCCUCACUGCCACACUCCAGUCCUGCCAGCCCCCAGCCAGACUCCGGGGCCAGCAUGCAGGGUGAGGAGAGCUGCCAGAUCCUGGCGGGGACUGAAGGGGACAGCUUCCCACUGAUGGAGAUCAACACUGGUGAGACCGAGGCCCCUGAGCAGUGGGAUUACGUCCUUGUGGCUGACCACCGCACCCAGAGAAAUAGCAGGCAGGCCCAGCAGCAGCAGCAGUUCCUGGAAGAGCUCAAGAGAAAGGGCUUCCAUUACAAGAUGAUAGAGGACCACAAGAAGGUGUUCUUUGGGAUCCGAGUGGACAGCAGGAUCUUUGGCCUGUAUUGCAAACUCCUCAUGGAGCCGGAGGGUCCUGCCACCAGAGUGCAGCCUGCCAGGCCACCCUCCGUCCCAGCCACCACCAGAAUCCGAAUUGUCAACUUUGUACUAAACAGCAAGACGGCAGCUGGUGACACAUUAGAGGAUUUGGUGAAGAGUGGGGUCUUUGAGACCAGAUUCGCCCUGCACAAGGUGAGGGGUGGGCCAGCUGGGAGAGGGCUUGAGGAUGGGACCAGAGGCAGGAAGCUCUCACCGUCUGUCACUUGUGCUCAGGGGGAGGAAGACCUAAAGAAGAAAUGGGCCCGGUGGAGAAACAUGUUCCACCCCCAGCCGAUUGAUGAUAUCAGGGACUACUUUGGCGAGAAGGUGGCCCUGUACUUCGCCUGGCUCGGCUGGUACACCUACAUGCUGGUGCCUGCUGCAGUGGUGGGCCUCAUCAUCUUCCUGAGCGGCUUCUCCCUGUUCAAUGCCAGCCAGAUCAGCAAGGAGAUCUGUGAGGCCCACGACAUCCUCCUGUGCCCUCGCGGCGACCACAGCCGUCGGUACCAGCAGCUCUCGGACACCUGCACCUUUGCCAAGCUCACGCACCUCUUCGACAACGAGGGCACCGUGCUCUUUGCUAUCUUCAUGGCUCUGUGGGCCACCGUGUUCCUGGAGAUCUGGAAGCGGCAGCGGGCCCGUGUGGUCCUGCACUGGGAUCUGUACAUGUGGGACGAGGACCAGGAGGAAAUGGCGCUUGAGCUCAUUCACUGCCCUGAUUACGACCUCCGGCCACAACAGCACUCCUACCUGAGAAGCACCGUCAUCCUCGUCCUGUCUCUGUUCAUGAUCUGCCUUAUGAUCGGCAUGGCCCACCUCCUGGUGGUCUACCGUGUGCUGGCUGCCGCCCUCUUCAAUUCCACCUUGCUCUUCCAAGAAGAGCAGGUGACCACAGCCGUGGUGGUGACCGGGGCCCUGGUCCACUACGUGGCCAUCCUCAUCAUGACCAAGGUCAACAAAUAUGUGGCUCUGAAGCUUUGUGACUUUGAGAAGCCCAGGACCUUCUCAGAGCGCGAGAGCAAGUUCACCAUCAAGUUCUUCACUCUGCAAUUCUUUGCUCACUUCUCGUCCCUUGUCUACAUUGCCUUCAUCCUGGGCAGGAUCAACGGUCACCCUGGGAGGUCUGUGCGCCUGGCGGGGCUGUGGAAGCUGGAGGAGUGCCAUCUCAGCGGCUGCAUGAUGGACCUGUUCCUGCAGAUGGCCAUCAUCAUGGGUCUGAAACAAACACUCAGCAACUGCAUGGAAUACCUGGGCCCGUGGCUGGCUCACAAAUGUCGCCUGAUGCGGUUCAAGUUGAGCCGCGCGUCCGGGGACCCCGAGCUCAGGCGCUUGCAGUGCAACUACCUCCUGAACCCAGUCAACACCUUCAGCCUUUUCGAUGAGUUCAUGGAGAUGAUGAUCCAGUAUGGCUUCACGACCAUCUUCGUGGCCGCCUUCCCACUCGCCCCCCUGCUCGCACUCUUCAGCAACCUUGUGGAGAUCCGCCUGGACGCCAUCAAGAUGGUCAGGCUGCAGCGGCGGCUGGUGCCCCGCAAGGCCAAGGACAUCGGGACCUGGCUGCAGGUGCUGGAGACCAUUGGUGUGCUGGCCGUCAUUGCCAAUGGAAUGGUCAUCGCCUUCACGUCUGAGUUCAUCCCCCGAGUGGUGUACAAGUACCAUUAUGGCCCGUGCCGACAGGGGGCCCAGCCUGCAGUCGACUGCCUCACAGGCUACAUCAACCACAGUCUGUCUGUGUUCUACACCAAGGACUUCCAGGACGCCAUCCAGAUAGAAGGCUCAGAGAAUGUGACUGAGUGCAGGUACCGGGACUACCGCAACGCUCAGGACUACAACUUAUCUGAGCAGUUCUGGGUCCUCCUGGCCAUCCGCCUGGUCUUCCUGAUCCUCUUCGAGCACGUGGCUUUGUGCAUCAAGCUCAUCGCUGCCUGGUUCAUGCCUGAUGUUCCUCAGUCGGUAGAGAACAAGGUUCUGGAGGAGAAGUACCAGACGCUCCGGGAGAAGAUGUGCUCCAGCCCCAAGAGCACAGAGGUGUAGGAGACCCAGAGCUGGUCAAGAGGAACUGGCACCCAGGAGCUGAGACUCAGAAGCACUCCCUCCACCUCCCCCCAACCCCCACUCACGGCAUAUCGGGGUCCCGGGAGGCCGGUGCACAUGUGGGGAAGUCUGUGUAUAUAUGGGGGUCUUGGAGGGCCCGUGUGUGUUUUAGGUGCUUGUGAGCAGCACACUGUGGUCUGUGAGGCCCGUUCCGUCUGUUAGGGCUCAGACUUGAUACAGACCUGACUUGAACUCUGACUUACCCCUGCCACCCACAGAACUGGGGUGGGGGUGCCUCUCAGCAGUCACAACACAGGAAAACCAGCCUAGUUUCCUGAGCCUCCCUCUGACUUGUGGGACCCAGAUCCUGCCCCACUGCCAUCCUGGCUGGUCAGGGGGCCCUGACCCCACCUCUCUGGCUCCCUUCAGCCUGCAGAACUUUAUAUAAUAAAAUGAAA
Molecule: messenger RNA, 2881 nt
Organism: Neomonachus schauinslandi (Hawaiian monk seal)
Lineage: Eukaryota; Metazoa; Chordata; Mammalia; Carnivora; Phocidae
Gene: ANO9
Product: anoctamin 9
Exons: 23
Coding region: 84-2423 (779 amino acids)
Biological process (GO): chloride transmembrane transport
Cellular component (GO): plasma membrane
Molecular function (GO): chloride channel activity
Source: RefSeq, a predicted model, not a curated record